Verticillium alfalfae VaMs.102 is the source of this 1491-nucleotide messenger RNA. RefSeq names its product mitochondrial import inner membrane translocase subunit tim-54. NCBI's taxonomy places the organism in Eukaryota, Fungi, Ascomycota, Sordariomycetes, Glomerellales, Plectosphaerellaceae. The record is from RefSeq and is a predicted model, not a curated record. The transcript is spliced from 2 exons. Bases 1 to 1491 code for a protein of 496 amino acids.
AUGGCUGACGCAAAACCUCCCGUCGAGCCUGCGCCGGCUUCGGCCGCAACCCCUGGCACCGCCCCAGCCGCCUCUACCUCGACAACACAUACCAAGGCACCAGGCUACAAAGUCCCCGAGAGAAACCCCGCCCUCCGCAUGCUCGGCAUCCCCAACCUCCCCAAGAAGCUCCCCUCGCGCAACUGGACCAUCUUCCUGACCAUCACGACGGCCUUCUCCGCGGCCGUCAUCUAUGACAAGCGCGAGAAGAAGCGUGCCACAGCCCGCUGGGCCCGUGCCGUCGCCCCGCUCGCCACCGAACCCAUCGACAACCCCUCCCAGCUGCCGCGCAAGCUGACCGUUCUCCUCGAGGCCCCGCCCGGCGAGGGCCUGCGCGUCGCCCAGGACCACUUUAUCGAAUACGUCAAGCCCGUGCUGGCGGCGUCCGGCCUCGACUGGGACUUUGUCCAGGGACGCCAGCAGGGCGACGUGCGUGCCGCCGUCGCCGAGAAGAUUCGCCGCAAGAGGCGGUUGGCCGAGCGGCCGGACGAGGAGCUGCUGCCUACGGAGGAGAACGUCCGUGACGCCGUGCGCGCGAAGAACCAGAUCCCCGAGUACCAGGGCGACGCCGGCGACAUCGUCAUUGGCCGCAACGCCUGGAAGGAGUAUAUCCGCGGCCUGCACGAGGGUUGGCUAGGGCCCCUCGACGCCCCGGCGCAGCCCGAGCCCGAAACGAAGCCCGAGCCUGUGCUCUCCGCCGAGCCCGUCGUCACGCCCGUCGCCGACGCCAUCGCCGAGACGGUGGAAGAGGCCGAGAGGAAGGCCGCCGACGCCAAGGCCGCCGAAGAAAAGGCUGCCGAGGAAAAGGCCGCCGAGGAGAAGAAGAAGGAGGAAGAGAAGAAGAAGCGCCCGCCCCAGCCACCGUCCUACAACUCGACUGCCGACUACGCUGCCGCCCACCUCCCGCCCACGCUGCCCGAACAGCUCGCGCCCGCGGCUCCCAUUCAGUUCCCUCACAUUCUCGGCUUCUUCAAUACGUUUACACGACUCAAGCGCUUCCUGAAUCGCCGCGCCCUGGCUGAUGAUAUCGGUCGCGAGGUGGCCGCUGCCUGUUUUGCUGCGCACCGCGAGUGGCGUGAGGGCGAGCCCGGCGUGUCUUCGGAUGACGACGAGUUGAAGCUCGAACAGCAGCGUGUCCUGGCGCACGAGGAGAAGAACUGGGUCAAGAGCGUGUGGGAGGAGGAGAAGGCGCCAGAGGAGGGUAAGGAGGCGGAGCCGCCGCGGGAGAAGGUCUGGCCGGAGUCGAUGGUGCUGGACACCCGCAUCGCCUCGCGCAUGAGGAGAUUCGAGGUUCAGCCCGAGGAUGAGGCGCGUGCGAGAGCGAUUGUCGUGCCCGAAGAGGAGAUUGAGGGUUUCAUCAAGGGCAGCUUGCGCUCCAUCGCUCAGUGGGGCAUGUCGGCGUUCGCGGCAGAGAACAAGGGACCCAACGUUGGUAACCUCGAUGAUGCUUGA